ACUCAAAGAGCGACUGAGCAUCCAAACCUUCGAAGACAGCGUACAAAUUGUAUUCUCGCUUUAGGUAACCGAACGCCAGGCGCAAAUACCAGCACCACAAAUGCAAGAUGAAUUCGGACCAAACAAUGCAGAUGCCAUCUGGGCCGCCGCCUGCGUCGCAGAGAGUUACAUGCGGCGACUACAGCGGGGAGAGAGACAGCUAUGGGGCAGCGGGGAGUCUGGGCUAUGGCGGCAUCCCGCCUACGUCGACCAGCAGUUACGGUUCUUUUGGCGUACUCUCCAACUUAUCCAGCGUCGGGGCCGGCACGCCGACAUUGCCGCUGCUGCUGUCCACGCCGCCUUCAACAAGCACAUUCAAGACGACGACGACGAUGAACCCGAUCCCAGCAUCGACAUCUUCAACUUCCCCUUUGAUCCAAACGCCCACCCCUUCCAAAUUAAUCCCAAUUACGAUGACGAACCCGACUACGACGCCGUCAACGCUGCUCUCGCAGCCUACGCAGCAGCCGACGCAGCAGCCAACGCCCCCAACAACAAUGAUGCCCCUCUCCCUGACGACCAUGUCGCUGACGACGCCGCCCCAGCUGCAGACCCAGUUGCCGACGCAGCUGUUGCCGAUGCCAACGCUGGAGGACAUUGAAGUAGCAACACAACAGCAACAUCAGCAGCAACAGCAACAGCAGCAGCAACAUCAGCAGCAGCAACAACCGCCGCCGCCGCCGCCAUCGCAACAAACGCAGCCAGCCGGCAUACUUAAAUACCCAACACCAUCGACCAUCGGCUAUGUAACCGAGCUGCUGCCACCGGCCCCGGGGCCCAACCUGGCCAACAGCGCCAGCAGCUCCAUUAACAGCAAUUGCGGCACACUCAAAAGCAAUGCCAAGCUGCUGCCCCUCCAGCUGGUGGCAAAUACGGCGCCGACACGCAAAGAGCCGCCGUCGGCGGCCUCCGCUGGGCAGUCGCAGCAGCGCGCCCGACGCCAGGGCUGGUGCGCCUGCUUCGGCUCGGGGCCCAGUGCAUCGGAGGCCAAAGCGCCGCCCGGCUAUGCCACCAAAUCCAAGAAACGCAAACAAACGGCUCAAACGGUUUGGUCCGCUCUGCUCACCAAUUUGGGCAUCUGCAUGCUGCUGCUGGCCUACACGUUGCUCGGCUCCUUUAUAUUCCUAACCAUCGAGAACGAGGACUCGGCGCUGCUGCAUCAACAGCAUACGCUGGCAUCCACCAAGCGCAACAGCAACACCAAUGGGAAUGGCAACGGCAUCUAUCAGCAGCAAAGGUCGCCGCAGACGACACAGCAACAGCAACAACAACAACAACAACAGCAGCAGCCUGGAAUACACUCGGACAAUGACACGGUGGCCGCUGCAGUUGCCCUGGGACAGGGACAGGGACAGGAUCUGAGCCAUGGCGUCGAGCGUGGCGCGUAUGGUCAGGCAUCGAAUGACUUUGUUUAUGGAUUGGAUGACAACGACAUGGAUGGGGGGCAGACGCAGUUUGCCUUAUCGCCGGAUACUUAUGAUGUACGGCAGCGCACCAUUGAGAAUAUCUGGGACAUAACCGUGUCUCUCAACAUACUCUACAAGGAGAACUGGACAAAAUUAGCCGCACUUGAAAUUGCCAAGUUUCAAGACCAAUUAAUCAAGAGACUGAACGAGGAUGUUAUGCUGCAAUUAUCACACGACGAUGUGGCUGCCGGACAUUCGGCUGGUGGUGCUGCUGCCGGGAGUGGCGGUGGCUCAGCUGGUUCGGCCAACAAUCCAGCCACAGAAGCUGUGCUCCUUCACACACACUUUCAUCAUCAUCGCCUUGGUGGCGGCGGCGGCGGUGGCGGCGUGGGUGGACCACCGCAUGAAUGGAAUUUCGCCAAAGCGUUUUUGUAUUCGCUGACCGUUUUGACCACAAUUGGCUAUGGCAACAUCGCACCUCGCACAGCGCUCGGCAGGAUCGUGACGGUGGCGUAUGCCUUUUUUGGCAUCCCCCUGACGCUCGUCUACCUGAGCAGCACCGGCAGCAUCCUGGCCAAGGUGGCGCGCGAGGUGUUCUCGAAGGCGCUGUGCUGCUGCCUGUGCUCCAACUGCGGCUACUGCUGCUACGACGAGAAGCGCAUGGCCGAGAAGGAGCGUCGGAUGAAGCGCAAGCGCCAGCAGGAGGAGCUACGCAAGCAGCAGGCCGUCAUGCAGGAGCCGUACUAUGUGCGCGACGUUUACCAUGCCACGCCCGAGAAGCAACCGCCACCAGGAGGCGGCGGCGGCGGCGGCGGCGGCAGCGGCGGAGUAGGUGGCGCCGGGGGCGGAGCUGGCGGUGGGGGUGGCGUUGGUGUUGCUGCCACCUCCACUGGCGGCACACCCACUGGCAUACCGGGUCUGGGCAUGCCCGCAGCACCGCCCCCCGGCGGCGGCGGCGGCGGCACAAGCGGCACGGACAUCGAUUCGCUGAGCGCCAGCGAGUCGCGCGGCUCAAUGCACGGCCUGAGCAUCCUGGCACCCAUUCUGCUCUGCUUCUCCAUGAUGAUCAUCUACAUAGUGUUCGGGGCGGCGGUGCUCUACCGGCUGGAGAACUGGCCCAUUAUCGACGGCAUCUACUUCUGCUUCAUGAGCCUCUCGACCAUUGGCUUUGGCGACAUGCUGCCCGGACUGCGACGCGACUCGAAUGCCACCACCUGGUUCUGCUCGGUGUACAUCAUGUCCGGCAUGACGCUGACGGCGAUGUGCUUCAAUGUCAUCCACGAGGAAAUCGUCCAUCGCAUACGCAUCGUGGUCGAGUUCAAGAAGGCUGGCAACGCCGCAGCUGGCGGCGCCGCCGGCUCCCUGCUGGAUGUCUCGCACGAGGAUGGCAAUCAGUACUAUAUGCCCGCCUCCUGACACUAUGAGAAGCGCGGCCAUCUCUAUCAGCGCAAUCCCACCGAGGAGACACUGGUGACAGACACGCCCACUUCGCUGGUGCUGAAGGAUUAUGUGAACCACGAGCUGGUGCCCAUUCUGACCAUGGACCCGAACGGCUCGCGCCUGGGCCUGGCCCAGGCCCAGCCGGCGCCCGUCUAUGCGAACCAAACGGACAACACGCUCAGCAGCCCGCUGCUCGACGGACAGAUCAAGCCCGGCGUCUACACGCUGGCCGAGGAAACGGAGCUCGAGCUGCAGGCCGUCCACACGGAGACGCAAGUGGAGCGCGUCUAGAGGGCGCGCCCAGGCCGAGAUUAGCGUUUAGGUUUAGUUCUUAGUCCUUAGCCAAGUCAGUUUAAUGUGUACAAUUACCAAUACUAACGAGUUUUUUUUUUGUCUAGUAUGUGUGUGUGAGAGAGUGUGUGAGAGAGUGUGUGUGUGAGUGUUCGUGUGGGCCAUGCCCGGAUAAAUAACAAAAAAGAGAAAUAAGAAAACCAAAUGCCUAGCCCUAAGUUUGACUAUCACUGUAUAUACGAAAGAUAGAGAGGGAGAGAGAGAGAGAGAGAGAACGAGUAGGAGAGAAGGAAAGAUAGAUAAUGAAAGAGCAAGCUAGCCAGCGAGCUGCUUGUGCAGGCGUGAAAGCGAGCGAGACAGCAGUAGUUUUAGCCUUAGCUAGAGCGAGACGGCACGUGACGAGCUGAGACGUAAACAUUUCCGUAGCAUGUAAGCACAGUAAACUGAAUAGAGAGCAGCCACUAGGUGUGCUACAUACCGUAAUUAGUCAAUGUAGUGAA
Molecule: messenger RNA, 3676 nt
Organism: Drosophila arizonae
Lineage: Eukaryota; Metazoa; Arthropoda; Insecta; Diptera; Drosophilidae
Biological process (GO): stabilization of membrane potential; potassium ion transmembrane transport
Cellular component (GO): plasma membrane
Molecular function (GO): potassium ion leak channel activity; outward rectifier potassium channel activity
Source: RefSeq, a predicted model, not a curated record